Messenger RNA from Eublepharis macularius, 2603 nucleotides. It is a transcript of the gene IL21R, whose product is annotated as interleukin 21 receptor. Gene Ontology annotation, cellular component: external side of plasma membrane. Gene Ontology annotation, biological process: immunoglobulin mediated immune response; cytokine-mediated signaling pathway. NCBI's taxonomy places the organism in Eukaryota, Metazoa, Chordata, Lepidosauria, Squamata, Eublepharidae. Gene Ontology annotation, molecular function: cytokine receptor activity; protein binding. The record is from RefSeq and is a predicted model, not a curated record. The transcript has 9 exons. The coding region runs from base 456 to 2282 and encodes 608 amino acids.
UCUACAGAGUUAGGGCUUGUAAGCACGAAGGCGCCGCUUCCCUGGGAGAAUUAGGCAACAGCUGGGGUGGAUGAAGGGUCUGCGGGCAUCGGGAGGAGCAGGGAGUGUGGCCACGUAUCCUUGGGCGUCCUUGGGAGCAAUGGCUGUUCGUCAAGGGGUUUGGUCGCCUGGAAACCUCGGUUUUGGGAUGAAAGCCGUUUCUUCUGGAGGUAGUUCUUGCCAGCCUCCCAGGAGGUCUGCAGACUCUGUUGUUGCAGAUCUGUAACCACAGCCACAGUCUGCAAGAGGGAAAAAAUAGAGCUUCUUACCCUCUUAAGCCCUGUUUCAGCUGCCACCAGGCAGAUCCCAAUUCCAUAUCUUACCUAGCCAGAUGUACUGUUGCAUGGGGAGUUGUGUGUGAAUGCGCACCCGCACAGCCCUGCUCAUGGCAGCAAGUCUUUGGCUCGGUGGGGGGCAUGGUGCAGGCCCAGCUGCAUCAGCCUUUCAUGUGCGGGGGUGGGGAGCUGUCAGUCAUGAGCCGUGAACUAGUCCUGGCGCCUCCUGGCCUCACCACAUCCUUUGCCUGUACAGUAAUAACAGAAGGGGCUGACGUCACCCACACUUGUUCCUGGCUUCACGGCGGAGAGGCGAGGUUGGCUUCUUACUCAUCGAGGGGUUCUUUGCAUUCAGGAGGGGCAGUUACAGGAAGCGAGCGAGUCGGGAUUUGUGGGAGGAGGAUGCAGCGCCUGGUCAUGCUGCUGCUGCUGCUGCUGCUUCUGCUUCAGCACAGUAAGCUCGACUCUGCUUGCAAGAAUCUCAGGUGUUUUGCUGACUACAUUGAGACCCUGACCUGCAUGUGGCACGCUGGCCCCAGCAGCCCCAGAGUGAAUCUCGCUGCCACGUGGGAUUGUGGCUCCGGGGGCACCUGCAACUUCCUCUCCACCUCCAGGAACGCCAGCCACACACGAUACACUUGCUUCGCAGAGCAGAGGCUGUGCAUAUUUGGUAAAACUUUUGCUGUGAAGAUAACAACGCUUGUGGAGGGAGUGCUCACCAUUCUCCCGGGAUGUAAGCCCUUCCAGUUCCAUGAAAACAUUAAACCACAGCCUCCUUUCAAUGUGACAACGGUGGCCUCCCCAGGUGGCUACAACAUCUCCUGGGAUAGCGGGUAUGCAGCCUACGACUACCUGCACGGUGAGCUGCAGUAUCAGCUGCGCUAUGGACAGAAGGGCCGUGGCUGGCAGGGCAACAAGCGUGUUCUGCAGGACAUGCGGAACUUGUGGCUGUCCCCCCAGGAACUUGAGGGGGGGGUGGAGUAUGAGCUCCAGGUGCGAAGUAGGCCAAGGGACCAGUCUAAUUACCGGGGCAUCUGGAGUGACUGGAGCUCCCGAAGCAGCCUAAGGACUCUGGCCAGGGGUACCAGGGGAGCCACUUGGCCGGUGAGCUCCCUCCUUGCCCUCGGCCUGAUAGCUGCCCUUGUGGCCCUCCUGUGCUGGCAUCAGGGGCUGUGGAAGAAGAUGGACAAUUUCAUCCCCAACCCAGCGCCUUUCUUCCAGACCCUCUACCUGGUCCACAAUGGAGACUUCAAGAAGUGGGUGGGCACCUCUCGUUCUGGAGCCACCCUGGACAUCUAUGAGUGUGGCACUGUCCUGCCAGAAGUGUACAGCCCCAAGCCCUUUCUCACCAGAGCUGCCAUGGGGGAGUCUUCUACACCCCACGGCACUGGCUGCCUGCCGCCCUUCCCUGAGAAUCGCAAGUCCGUGCCGGAGUCUGCCUACGGUCAACUCUCCAUCGACACAGUCACCGUAGCCGAUGUGUGCCCCGAGUGCUCCAGCAGCCUGCAGACACAGGCCUACCGUCACAUGCCCGUGGCCAGCAGCCACCAAGAGAGCUUGCUGCCGUUCUGUGAGAUGCCAGAGGGGGCCUCUUGGGUCUCUGCCUCCUCUGGGCCCUGGUGGAAGGAUGCCUGCCCCGCCCAUCUCCAGGGUGAAGCCCUGCCAUACUGCAGGGGUGGGCUGUCUCACGGAGACCCUGCAGGCACCUCCUCUUUGGCCCCUGCCAAGCCUCUCUGCAGUGAGCCACUCUCUCCCGCAUGGGCAGCUGACGGAGACCCAGGCAACGGUUUCGACCUAGACACCAUCGAUAGUGGCUUUGCAGACUCUGACUGCGGGAGCCCUGUGGACUGCGCGUUCGAGGGGAGGUGUGCCAGCUGCAGUUCCCCCCGGGCAGAGGGCAGUGCUGCCUCCCUGCCCAGUUACGUCAAGCAGUGGGUUGCCUGCUACACUCCCCCACAGCCCAGCUAGAGGCAGGAGCCAAACCUCCCUCGGGGUCGGCGGCAGUUCAGCUGCGCCUGCUGCAUCAGAACUCAUCUGGGCUACUUCUGUGUCACUGGAGUGUCAGAAGAAGGGAGCUUUGAGUCUCAAAAGCGUACAACUCUCAGGUGCCCGUGGAAGCAAAUCCUGCUGCUCUGCUGCCAACCAGCACGGCUACCUACCUGAAGCUAGCUUCGCUGUAACCUCCUAACCCUUCCUCCAGUGAGUCCAGUGAGCGAAGUCAAUUACUUGCCCCACAACACACCGUCUCCUGGUUUGUAUCCCGCUCUGCAAAGACAGAGAAUAAAGCAU